AUGACUACAAGAGCAAGAGCUUCAACCACUCCAUUAGAGUGUAAUAUCAAGCUCACAAAUGCUGACUUCACUCAAGAUGAUUGGGCAUCAUGCCCAAAUACAAGAAGAUCUAUUACUGAAAACUUAUUGAAGUAUGGAAACUCACUCAUUUCCUGGAAAUCUAAGAAGCAACAUACAGUCUCUCGAAGCUCUACAGAGGCAGAAUAUAGAAGUCUUGCUACACUUACAACUGAGACGAGAGUGAAAAAACAGAAACAGCAUAGGAAAGCUUUGAAGUUUUAUACAGCUUGUUUUGGGUUUAGAGAGCCGUUUCAAAUCCUCUGUGAUGGAACAUUGGUGCAUUAUCUUGUUGGUAAUGGCAUAACACCUAAUACUGCAUUGGAAAAUAGUCUUGGCGCCACAGUUGAACUUUUUACAACCAGAUGCAUUCUUUCGGAGUUGAAGAACCAUGGGAGUCCCGAAGCACUGGAAGCAGCUAAAAAUCUUUGUACUGAUGCACGAUGCGGCCAUGAGACACAGAAAAGUGCUGAAGAUUGCAUAACUGAAGUAAUUGGGCAGAACAAUGCUCAAAACUUUUUUGUUGCUACUCAAGAUGGUGAUUUGCGUGGAAGUCUUCGAAAGAUACCUCGUGUGCCCCUAAUAUCUGCUCUGGGGAAGGAAUUAUUUCUCGGAAAACCUUCAUCAUCUCAACGUCAGUUUGCCAAAUCUUCUGAAGAAGAACGUCUUCAUAUAACUGACCUGGAGGCUCAGAUUAUCAAUACAAAUGUUGAGAGCAAGGAUAAAGUUCGCAAGAGAAAGAGAGCUAAGGGUCCAAAUCCACUUUCAGUACUCAAGAAGAAAAAGAAGCCCGUGGUUACAAAUGAUAAGAAGUUGAAUAAUGAUGAGGGAAGUGUGAAAAGGAAGAGGAUAAGGAGGAGAAGGAAGACGUCACAGAAAGAUGUUGUUGAAGGUGACCUUUAUAACAGGAAAUCCACUACUGGAUAUUUGUUUACUUUUUCAGAGGGAGUUAUAUCAUGGCGGUCGAAGUUGCAGAAGUGUGUUGCACUAUCUACAACUGAAGUUGAGUAUAUUGCGGCUACUGAAGCCGGCAAUGAGAUGAUAUGGCUAAAGCGAUUUCUUCCAGAGCUUGGUGAUACCGAAAGACAAAUUCGAGUUAUGCAAAGAACUUGUGGGUAUGAGCUCUCUCUAAAGAAAUUGAGAUACCUCCUUCUGAUGAGAGUGAAAAAACAGAAGCGGCAUAGGAGAGCUGUAACGUUUUACAAAGCUUGUUUUGGGUUUAGAGAGCCGUUUAAAAUCUUCUGUGAUGGAACAUUUGUGAAUUAUGUUGUUGGUAAUCGCAUAACACCUGAUACUGCAUUGGAAAAUAUUCUUGGCGCCACAGUUAAACUUUUUGUAACCAGAUGCGUUCUUGCGGAGUUGAAGAGCCUUGGGAAAUCUGAAGCACUGAAUGCAGCUAAAAACCUUUGUACUGCACGAUGCGGCCAUGAGAGGCGGAAAAGUGCUGAAGAUUGCAUAACUGAAGUUAUUGGGGAGAACAAUUCUGAACACUUUUUUGUUGCUACUCAAGAUGCUGAUUUGCGAAGAAGUCUUCAAAAGAUACCUGGUGUACCCGUAAUUUUUGCUCUGAGGAAUGCAUUAUUUCUCGAACAACCUUCAUCAUUUCAACGUCAGUUUGCCAAAUCUGCUGAAGAAGAACGUCUUCAUAUGACUGACCUGGAGUCUCAGAUUAUCAAUACAAAUGUUAAGAGGAAUGGAAGUGAUGUCAAGGAUAAAGUUCGCUUCAAGAGAAAGAAAGCUAAGGGUCCAAAUCCACUCUCAGUACUCAAGAAGAAAAAGAAGUCUGUGGAUACAAAUGAUAAGAAGGUAAAUACAGAUGAGGGAACUGUGAAAAGGAAGAGGAAAAGGAAGAGAAGGAAGACCUCACACGAAGAUGUUGUUGUUGAAGGCAUCCACCAGUAA
Solanum verrucosum is the source of this 1959-nucleotide messenger RNA. RefSeq lists its product as uncharacterized. Gene Ontology annotation, cellular component: small-subunit processome; nucleolus. The record is from RefSeq and is a predicted model, not a curated record. NCBI's taxonomy places the organism in Eukaryota, Viridiplantae, Streptophyta, Magnoliopsida, Solanales, Solanaceae. The transcript is spliced from 15 exons. Bases 1 to 1959 code for a protein of 652 amino acids. Gene Ontology annotation, molecular function: small ribosomal subunit rRNA binding.